Messenger RNA from Umbelopsis ramanniana AG, 561 nucleotides. RefSeq lists its product as uncharacterized. NCBI's taxonomy places the organism in Eukaryota, Fungi, Mucoromycota, Umbelopsidomycetes, Umbelopsidales, Umbelopsidaceae. The record is from RefSeq and is a predicted model, not a curated record. Gene Ontology annotation, molecular function: peptidyl-prolyl cis-trans isomerase activity. Bases 124 to 519 code for a protein of 131 amino acids. The transcript is spliced from 2 exons.
CCUGCCGAUCGGUCCUUCAAAAGAAAAAAGCUACCAUGUCAUUUCGCAGUCACAUACAAACAACUUGAAUUAUCGCGAAGUGCCGUUGGGUUUGGUUCAUAUUUCUUCAUAUUCAAAUACAACAUGGGUGUUACUGUAGAGACAAUCAAGGCUGGCGAUGGUGUUAACUACCCCAAGAAGGGAGACCGCGUCACUAUCCACUACGUUGGUACUCUUUUGGACGGUACCAAGUUUGAUUCCUCCCGCGACCGUCCCGAGCCUUUCCAGUGCACUAUUGGUGUUGGCCAAGUUAUCAGAGGUUGGGAUGAAGGUAAAGUAUCGUUUGUGAACUUGGGCAUCAUCACAAGGUGUAAGUGCUCAUUUUUCUACUUACCCAUAGGUGUUCCCAAGAUCUCUCUUGGUGAAGUUGCCAAGAUCACCGCCACCGGUGACUAUGCUUACGGACCCGGAGGUUUCCCCGGUCUUAUCCCUCCCAAUGCUACCCUCGUCUUUGAAGUUGAGCUCUUGAAGAUCAACUAAAUUUGUCUUUUUUUGCAAGCAACAAAAAAUUAUGCUAGCUUG